AUGGGUUUGAAAGAUGAGGAGAAGAAAGCUGACGAGACUGUAGAAGAUCAGCCAAAGGGACAAGGGACGUUAAGCAGAAAGAACAGCCACAGCUCUUUGUGUCCCACAGAUGAUGAUGAAGAAGAUGAAGACAAGAAGCUUGAACUUGGUCCCAUGAUCGCACUCAAAGAACAGCUCGAGAAAGACAAGGAUGAUGAAAGCUUGAGGAGAUGGAAAGAACAACUUCUAGGCAGCGUGGAUCUUGAGGAGGUUGGAGAGACUCCGGAUCCGGUGGUAAAGAUAUUGACCUUAACAAUUAGGUCACCAGAUAGAGAAGAUAUGGUAUUGACGGUCCCCGAAAACGGAAAACCAACAUCAAAAGGACCAUGGUUUACUCUCAAAGAAGGUUCUAAGUACACUCUUGUAUUUACCUUCCGUGUGACCAACAACAUUGUGUCCGGCCUCCGGUACAGCAAUACGGUUUGGAAAACCGGACUCAAGGUGUAUAGUAGAAAGGAGAUGUUAGGAACGUUUAGUCCCCAGGCGGAACCAUAUAACCAUGUCAUGUUUGAAGAAUCAACGCCGUCUGGUAUGCUUGUUAGAGGCUCCUAUUCCGUUAAGUCUAAGUUCGUCGAUGACGAUAAUAAGUGCUACUUGGAGAACAACUACACCUUCGACAUUCGCAAGAAUUGGCUGUGAUCCAUCACAUAAGUUUUUUUUGGAUUAAUGUUAAUCCAUCACAAAAGUUAAUGGG
This is a messenger RNA of Eutrema salsugineum, 733 nucleotides long. Its product is annotated as rho GDP-dissociation inhibitor 1. Gene Ontology annotation, cellular component: cytosol; membrane; cytoplasm. Gene Ontology annotation, molecular function: Rho GDP-dissociation inhibitor activity; protein binding. The coding region runs from base 1 to 678 and encodes 225 amino acids. The record is from RefSeq and is a predicted model, not a curated record. NCBI's taxonomy places the organism in Eukaryota, Viridiplantae, Streptophyta, Magnoliopsida, Brassicales, Brassicaceae. Gene Ontology annotation, biological process: Rho protein signal transduction. The transcript has 5 exons.